Nematocida homosporus is the source of this 1362-nucleotide messenger RNA. Its product is annotated as ubiquinone biosynthesis protein. The transcript has a single exon. Lineage: Eukaryota; Fungi; Microsporidia. The coding region runs from base 1 to 1362 and encodes 453 amino acids. The record is from RefSeq and is a predicted model, not a curated record.
AUGAACCGGCUAUUAAAUCUCUUCGUACCACCCGUUCUGACUACUGAAAUACACCUUGUUAAGUCCAUUGGCUUCCAUCCCCGGCCCCCGCCCCCAAGGCAUUUUCAACCAUUUCAACUCGUCUUUUCUUCUCUUAAGCUGGUUAAAUGUCUAUCUUUUGACGUGCCGCUGUUAUUAGUUUCAUCGGUACUUCCCAAAAAGAUAGGGGCGCAAGUUCUCUACCGAGUGUUUACCAAGAAUGGUGCCUUAGGCAUGAAGUUUGGCCAAUUUCUAUCAAUGCGUCCGGACUGGUUGCCUAAAGAAUCAGUUGACAUACUUACUUCUCUCCAAGCCCAAACUCCAAGUAAACAACUGCUAGAUGUGAAAUCAAUCUUCUAUCAGGAAACAGGAAUUGUUUUGUCCGAUAGUGCGAUAAAGGAAAAGAUUGGAGCAGGAUGCAUUUCUCAAGUAUAUCGAGUGGUUCUUAACAACCGCAACUACAGCCUUAAAAUCAUUGAGCCCCAAACUCGCCAUGAAGUCUUUGCCGAUCUCUUCCUUCUUAGCAAGCUCGCAACUCUAGUUGGUGCCCAGCGCAUGUUUGCUCAGUUUGAUGAGAUUCUCAGGGACCAACUCGAUCUUCGUAAAGAGAAGCACCAGGCUGAAAGGUUUCGGGCUAACUUUUCCUUCUAUCGCUCUACUUUGGAAGACAGUUCAUUCCUAAACCGGGCCAAACAGUGGCUGCGCCGGUAUGAGUUCAUUUUCCCCAAACCAAUUAUAGCUACCCAAAACAUUCUACUUACGGAGUACUGGCCAAGCACACCCCGCACUUCUCUUAACCCCGAAGCCGUUCUUUUCCUCUUCCUGAAGAUGGUCUUUAAAGACAGAUAUAUCCAUGCUGAUCUCCAUCGCGGCAAUCUAGCUGCUAUUUCAGGCCCACGCCCAACUACGGUGGUUUACGACUCUGGACUUAUUCACUCCCUGAAUCAGCGUCAAAGGCAGAACCUAGUUGAUCUACUAAAGGAAGUCUUAUUGGGCAAAACUCCACAGGCCUUAUCUCUACUUAUUGACCGCAACCCGCGUAACGCCCAUUCACCGGCUGAAAAGCAAGCCUUUGUUCGGGAUGGCUGCACUCUCUGGAAGAACAUUACUCGCCGGAAACGGGCCAUGCUGACCGCGCCCAUUGACACAUACGUGCUCGCUCGAAAACACAAUGUCUUCUUUGAUGAGUGUUAUACUAACAUUAUUCUUUCCUCAUUACACGUUCAGCAGAUCUCUUUUGGCAGCAAAUACCCUAUCAACUGGGCCAGCUUAUUCUUGCGCAGUGGUCUCUUUACUGAAUACUUAUCCUUGGUUAUGCGUUGGUAUUGGAGGUCAUUAAAGUAA